AUGGUGUCCGAGGCCGAGCGCACGGCGCGACAGAAGGCAAGGUACAACCGGCGCAAUGUCGGUCAUCAAUACGCGUUUGCCAAGACAGACGUGACGUCGGGAUGGGUCCCCAAUGACACAGACCUCGCUGCGGCGUGGGCGCUCGACCGCACCGUCACCACCGCAGAGACGUCCGCCAGGGGCCACCGCCGUGUUGACAGCGAGCUCGCUAAGAAUGGCGAGGAGUGGUCGCUUAGCGACUGCUCCGCCAACGCCGGCAGGGGCAAGGCCGCCGGCACGGUGCCGCCAGUGCCUUCGGCAGUGGCCAAGGCGACCCUUCGCACCGCGCAACAGGAGGCGGAGUGGCUCCUCGGCGAGCAUAAGAUCACCUCCCUGCCCCGUUCCCGUCGCCCCUUCCCUCCUCUUCUCCCCCCGCCGCUCGUCGGGUCCGGAGCCAGCAGCGCCACCCACGCACCCGCGGUGCCCCCGGACGUGGGAUUCAUGCCCCUGGCCGACCGGAUCCGCGACCAUCUCGGCGUCUCCUUCCCGCGCAUCAACCUCGACGGCCUCGUGCCGCCCGCCCCUGCCCGCUCCCAGACCCAGCCGAUGAGGGAGAGGGAGGCCGCCGCGGUGGGGGGCAGCCUCACGGCGGAGGAGGCGCGGAAGGUGCUGCGCGCCACGCAGAUGGAGGCGGCGCGCGCGCGGGUGCGUGCGUCCCGCGAGGGCACCGCGCCCUACGCCGAGUUCCUGCGCCUCUGCUGCGACGCCGCGGGCGCGGACGACGGGCCCUCCGUCGCGCGCGCGCUCGACGAGUCCGGAUCCGUCAUCGUGCUCGGCAGGACCGUCUUCCUCAGGCCCGAAAUGGGCUGCAGGCUAGAUUUGAGACUGAGAGUGCGAGACUGGGGAGGCUGAGGAGACCAGAGAGCGGCAACAUUGAGGUGGAACUAGCCAUGAUUGUUGGUGUUGACAGCAUGGUCGCUUCAUCUGGUUGGUUGGCCUGGUCAGCCUCUCGCUUUACCUCCAGUCGUUCCUCCUGACGCCAUGGGCACCGACAUGAAUGACGAGGUUUCAUAUGGAGGAGGGAAGUGAUUUGGAAGUGUCAUAGACGGUGUUGGUGGUGCUAGGGUUCGGCGAACAAGUUAUGUGUAUAUGGCCGCAGGUGCUAGAGGCCACAUAUUGGGCAGGAGCUUUCGUAUGGCGUGCAAGUGCUAGAGGCUACAUAUUGCUGGAAGGUGCUCACUUCACCUUAGGACAUCUCACUCCAAGAAGAAAUUAAAACAGAGUUGGGACGGUGGCGUGGUGUUGGGGCUGUCUUGCGGGUCGGCCGGAGAGGGAGCACACCGAGUGGGCUUCUAAUAACACCGAUGAGAUUCUCGACCAAGGUUCACCUGGCUUUGCGUCCUCCAAUAACAAGAUGCAUGCACCUAUCAAGGUUAGCCGGAAGUUAUCAACUUGCUUUGUAAAAGGCUUCGGAUUUUUAAAUUUUGUAGGAACCCCUUUUGAAUAGAACUUUUUAGAUAGUUGCUUGCAAGACCAAAAGAAAACAUGUUGAAAGAUGAACCCGCUUGUGUAGAAUGCUUUGAGGAUAUUCAUACAAAAUUGUUUGUUAGUGUGCUUGCUUGACUGGGUUAAUAAAAAGAAGCAUGCAACAGUAAAGGAAAGAAGCUAUUGCCCAUGUACAGAUCAAGUGAUUUUAGUCUGUCUUUCUGGAGAAGCCUAAACUGAAAAUAACUAGCUUUAAGUACUUUUCAUUCAUAUGCAUUCCCUACUC
Molecule: messenger RNA, 1750 nt
Organism: Triticum aestivum (bread wheat)
Lineage: Eukaryota; Viridiplantae; Streptophyta; Magnoliopsida; Poales; Poaceae
Product: calcium uniporter protein 3, mitochondrial-like
Exons: 5
Coding region: 1-891 (296 amino acids)
Biological process (GO): calcium import into the mitochondrion; mitochondrial calcium ion homeostasis
Cellular component (GO): uniplex complex
Molecular function (GO): calcium channel activity; uniporter activity
Source: RefSeq, a predicted model, not a curated record